Rhagoletis zephyria (snowberry fruit fly) is the source of this 631-nucleotide messenger RNA. RefSeq names its product protein FRA10AC1-like. Lineage: Eukaryota; Metazoa; Arthropoda; Insecta; Diptera; Tephritidae. The record is from RefSeq and is a predicted model, not a curated record.
AAAUCUAAUAUCAGUAUUUUUACUUUCAAGGAAUAUUGUAUAGCAGACUUAACUCGUCACAAAGAUAACAAAGUUGCUCUUCGUUGGCGUACUAAGAACGAGGUCGUUACAGGGAAAGGACAGUUUCAAUGUGGAAGCAGAAAAUGUGAAGAGAGAGAAAACUUGCGAAGCUGGGAAGUUAAUUUUUCAUAUCGGGAGCAAGGUGAUCGUAAAAAUGCACUGGUCAAAUUGCGGCUAUGUUCUCUGCAUUCAGAUCAAUUAAAUUACACAUCGCGGAAACGAGAAGUUAAGCACUUAAAAAGAUCUACUGAACGUCAAAUCAAAAAGAGUAAACUUAAAAUGCAGAUUGAUGAAAACGAUCUUCGAUCUGAUGACAAUACAGUGAAAAAGUCUCUGCCAAUCGGUACUUGUAGUAAACCUUUAGAUGAUGAGACUCAUGAAAGUCAUGGUAACAUUUGGGAUCGAAAACCAGACGUGAAUUUUGAAACAGCUUCACGAGAAAAUGACUUUGAACGCUAUAUAGAGGACCUUUUGCUAUAAUGUACAACACAUAUCUUGUUUUGUUGCAAAUAAUGUUAUACAAUACCUAUACAGUGAUGUUCCUUGAAAUAGAGGCACGACGUUUUGAGUA